Molecule: messenger RNA, 1620 nt
Organism: Durio zibethinus
Lineage: Eukaryota; Viridiplantae; Streptophyta; Magnoliopsida; Malvales; Malvaceae
Product: transcription factor MYB101-like
Source: RefSeq, a predicted model, not a curated record
UCUUGAUUAAUUAUUUUUUUCUCUUCUCGCUUAAUUCCCUUGGUGGUAGCUGACGCUGAUCAUAGCCUGAUAAUGGUUUUACCAGGCCUAGGCCAAACACCCAUCUCCAUGAAGAGCAACGGCGCCGGUGUAGGGUCGCAUAGGAUGAGUACCCAUGGUUUUAAAAAGGGCCCAUGGACCACUGCCGAGGAUGCCAUCUUGAUGGAGUACGUGAAGAAGCACGGAGAAGGGAAUUGGAAUGCUGUGCAGAAGAAUUCGGGGUUGAUGAGGUGUGGGAAGAGUUGUAGGUUGAGAUGGGCUAAUCAUUUGAGGCCUAAUCUCAAGAAAGGUUUCUUUUCUCCGGAAGAAGAGAAGAUCAUAAUCGAACUUCACGCUAAACUUGGCAACAAAUGGGCUCGUAUGGCCGCCCAGUUACCUGGCAGAACUGACAAUGAGAUCAAGAAUUACUGGAAUACAAGAAUGAAGAGACACCAAAGAGCUGGGCUACCCAUUUACCCUCAUCAAGUACGAGAUGAAGUCGCUGGACUUGUUCUCCAACAACAGCAGGAAGAGCAACAAAUUCAACAAUAUGAAGGACGAAAGCGAUCUAGCUCUUCUUCAUUAUCAUCUAAUUUCCUUUACUCUUCCCAGGGUAAAAAUGAGCACGAUUAUAUUUCAUAUUUCUCUUUGUUAGAUUCCAUGAUUUCCUCAUCAGCUCGACAGAAUAAAGCCAUCCCUUCAUUUUACUCCAACCUUUGUACUAGCAGUAGCAAUAACGGUGGUUUGGUUCCUCCUCUGUCCCAUAGUUUUCCAUUUGUAUCAUCAUCCUCAAAUUUGUAUAACCAAAACAUAACCUCCCAAUUACCAGCGCCAUCAUUCCACUUCAAUUCCGGAACUUUUGAGCAAACUUUAAGCUUUAGUUCAUUGCUAAUGGGCGCUCAAACUGAGCCAAUCGACUUCGUUCCAGGGUUGAAAGCGGAGCUUCCUUCAUCUCAAACACCACAACAACCAACAAGUACUCCUAGUCCUACUUCUCUUUACCCAAGCAUUGGCAGUGCUUGUGUGGUUGCAGUUUCAAGCAACACAAACAAUUACUGUGAACCUAAGGGAAGUAGUGGCUUGUUGGAUGCACUCUUGGUGGAGUCUAGUUCUUUGUCUCGUAAUGAGAGACAAGAAUGCGAAGAAUUUCCACAAGUGAUUGAUAAAGGGGAAGACGUUAUGGACUCAGUUAAUGUGGAGGAGGAAGGGGAAGAUGACGAUAAUAAGUGCGCUGUUGAAAAGCAAUGGGAUCAUUUUAGCUCUUCUCAGCCGUCAAAGGGGGUGAAAUCAAGUGAUGAAAGCAUAGAAAGGAUGAAUUCCAUGGACGAGGACUUGCUCAGCUUACUCAACAAUUUCCCCUCAUCGACACCACUACCAGAGUGGUACACCAAGACCACUCGUAUGUCUAAUGGGUCAUCGUCUGGUGGUAUGAGAGACGGUAAUAUGGUGCUUUACGCUGGACAAAACGUUUCACCAGCCCCCGCUGCAACGGCGAACCUUAAUCGGGCCUUGGGUUCUUGCUGUUGGAAAAAUAUGCCUGGCAUUUGUUAAAUUCUCUAGUAAAGACGCCCGUUUGGAUUGAUUCUAUAUCAAGGAAUAGGA